Molecule: messenger RNA, 2725 nt
Organism: Cynoglossus semilaevis (tongue sole)
Lineage: Eukaryota; Metazoa; Chordata; Actinopteri; Pleuronectiformes; Cynoglossidae
Gene: syt9b
Product: synaptotagmin IXb
Exons: 9
Coding region: 440-2038 (532 amino acids)
Biological process (GO): calcium-ion regulated exocytosis
Cellular component (GO): dense core granule; exocytic vesicle; plasma membrane
Molecular function (GO): calcium-dependent phospholipid binding; phosphatidylserine binding; SNARE binding
Source: RefSeq, a predicted model, not a curated record
GGGGGGAGUCAGAUGGAGGCAGAACUUCCUGUCUCUGCCUCUUCAUCUCUGUGCACUGAGAAAUAAGUGAAAGGAGUCAGAGACGGAGCUGCUGGAGAACCGGAGCGGAACAAGGAGAAGAGGAAGAGGAGGAAGAGGAGGAGGAGGAAGAGGAGGCUCGGAGUCAGCGGCGUCAUCACUGCGUGCGUGUGGAUUGUAAGAAGCGAUGAAAAGUUGUCACAUCAGAGCUGGAAUCUUCUUGUUGCUUCCCCGAAACUCUGACUGAUCCGGAAUUUCACUGGAUUUCGCGGAGAAAAAUCGCGCUGCACCUCGUGCGCUUUUACACCCGUGGAGUCCGUGUGUGUGUGUGUGUGUGAGAGAGAGAGAGAGAGAGGGAGACAGUGUUUGCAUGUGAGAGAGCGUGUGUGUGUGUGUGAGAGUGUGAGGAUGCUGGAGGGCAAUGCCCCUUCUUCGACAGGAUGAGAUUUGUCGAAAGGCGCUGGAGCUUCUGUCGGACCUGUGCUCCAGAGGGGAGGUCCAGGACGACCACUGUCUGGACUUCAUCUACUACUUCAGGGACCUGGCCAGACCGCGAUACACGGACUCGGAUGUGUCAGUGAGCCUACUCUCCCUGCUGGUGACCACCUGUGGUCUGGCGCUCUUCAGCGUCUCUCUCUUCGUAUCAUGGAAGAUCUGCUGGAGGCCACUGAGUGGCCGCUUCUUACCAGAUGUGCUCAAGGGGGCGCACUUCCUGGGGGGAGACCAGCAGCCCGUCCUCACAGAGGUGGACGGGGAGGAGCGGGAGUACAGCGAGGACGGCUGUGUGAAGGAGUCGUCUGGACUCCACUCUGCUGUGGCCGUCCCAGAGACGGGCCUGAAAAUCAGCCACACGUCGCCUGACAUCCAGUUAGAGACUCAGGCCAAGGUGGAGAAAAACCAGGUCCACACUUUGGCCAGAGACAGAGUCCAGAGACAGACGACUGAGCCGACCUCGUCUGUACGGCACAACUCCAUCCGUCGUCAGAUGAACUUGUCCAAUCCCGACUUCAACCUUGCUCAGUUUCAACGACAGGAUUCUCUGUCAGGCUUGGGCAGCCUCAAACCAGAACUCUACAAGCAGCAUUCCGUGGACUCGGAAGACGGACGCCACAGUGGCAGCUGUGGACGUCUUCAGUUCAUGCUCAAAUUUGACUUUGACCUGGAGCAGCUGAUCGUGAAGAUCCACAAGGCCCAUGACCUUCCCGCUAAGGACUUCUCAGGAACCUCCGAUCCUUACGUCAAGAUCUACUUACUGCCUGACCGUAAAACUAAGCAUCAAACCAAGGUGCACCGCAAGACACUCAACCCUGUGUUCGACGAGGUCUUUCUCUUUCCCGUGGCGUACGGCGAGCUGCCCAGCAGGAAGCUGCAUUUCAGCGUCUACGACUUUGACAGGUUUUCACGCCAUGACGUGAUAGGCCAAGUAGUCGUGGACAACUUUCUGGAUCUUGCCGACUUUCCCCGGGAGACGAAACUGUGCAAGCACAUACAAUAUGUAACCUCGGACAACGUGGACCUGGGGGAGCUGAUGUUUUCGUUGUGUUAUCUGCCCACGGCUGGUAGACUCACCAUCACUAUCAUCAAAGCCAGGAACCUCAAAGCCAUGGACAUCACUGGAGCCUCAGACCCUUACGUUAAAGUUUCUUUAAUGUGCGACGGACGCCGACUGAAGAAGAGGAAGACGUCGACGAAGCGGAACACUCUGAACCCUGUGUACAACGAGGCCAUCGUCUUCGACGUUCCUCCGGAGAACAUCGACCAGAUCAGCCUGCUGAUAGCCGUCAUGGACUACGACAGGGUCGGACACAACGAAGUGAUCGGCGUCUGCAGUGUCGGCACAGAGGCCGAGAGUCUGGGUCGAGAACACUGGAGUGAAAUGCUGUCGUACCCUCGGAAACCCAUCGCACACUGGCACCUGCUGAUGGAGGACAAGAGGAAAAAGUGGGUCGGACAGGGAGCCACAGGAAGUGGAAGUCAAGGAGGAUCCGUCACUUCACUGAAGGCACCGCCGUCUCCCUGACACACACACACACACACACACACACACACACACGGGCUCACGGAGUAGAGAGGAGUGGAGUACUGCAGUACAGCUGCCCCCUGGUGGAGACUAACGACCCCCCCCCUCCCCGCACUAACCUGCCCCUCACUCACCAACAUUCCAACUGAACUAACGUCGGUGGAGGCCGUGGACCGAAGGCGUUCUUUUUAACGGGUUGUGAACCAUAGGUUGAACCACGUGUCGGUUCUUUACUGCAUGAUUAUUGUCAUGUUCUGUCAGUGGGCGUGGUCUCAAAAAAAAGGAAAAAACAAAAACGCUGAAGCAACUUCGACGAAGGUGUUCGAUUUAGAUGUUUCUCAUUGGUUGUCAGCGCUCGGCUCUGAUUGGUUCGUUGAAUCUUUGUUGUUCUCAUCACAUUCUCCGUCUGUGAGGUUCCCGUUCUUCUGUGUCGCAGUGGAACGACUGGGUCGAGGAACAUCAACAGAACCUCAGAUUGUUUGCUAAUUCACAGCCACAUGGCUGUACUACAACACUGCAGUAUUUGUCUCUACCAGUACUACCAGUACUACCAGUACGACCAGUACGACCAGUACGACCAGUACGACCAGCUCCAUACAGAACCACAGACCCUCACUGUUGAGCUACGACCAGUUUAUGACGACUGUCGCCCUCCUGUGGACACUCUUCAUAAACUGUUUAUCAGAC